UUUACACAAACAAAACUGGAUUGGUGUAACAAUGCCUCAACAAAAGAUUCCGCCAGAGGUGAAUGUGAUCUCGAGGACAGAGUGGGGGGCUCUUCCCCCCCGGGGGGAUGUUGAGCCUGUCACACACCCCCUGGAGAAAGUAUUCAUCACUAUGGAUACAGCAAGUCACCCGUGCUACGACAAAGAGACCUGCCUCGGCAUCGUGGCCGAUCUACAGAAAAGACACAUGACAAACGACGGAGCGCCAGACAUAAGAUACAAUUUUCUAGUUGGAGGUGACGGGAACGUUUACGAAGGCAGGGGUUGGCACCAGAAACCUCAAUUGGCCAAAGAGGAGAAAUACUUCGAGGAUAAGAGCCUUGACAUUGCCUACAUCGGCACUUAUGAAGUUCACGACCUUCAGAUGUACGGAAGGCUUUGUGAUUUUCUAUUAUAUGGCGCUGAAAAAAGGGAAUUAAAAGUGGGCUAUUUUGAUACGUUAGACAAGUUUGACUUGAAAGCAUUAAAAGAAGAAGGAAAAGUCGACAAGGAAAAGUCAAAUGAUGUAGACGACAAAGUAAAAUCGUUUAGUUAAACACAGAAAAUAGGUUAUUAAUUGAAAAGUGUCUUUUGUACAAAUAAAAUAGUCGUUGAGCUACGAGCUUGAACAAGGUAUCAAAGAGAAGAAGAGGAGGGUCAAAGUGUGUAAUUAAAGGGUUUAA
Messenger RNA from Macrosteles quadrilineatus (aster leafhopper), 701 nucleotides. RefSeq names its product peptidoglycan-recognition protein LF-like. Gene Ontology annotation, molecular function: zinc ion binding; N-acetylmuramoyl-L-alanine amidase activity. The record is from RefSeq and is a predicted model, not a curated record. The transcript is spliced from 4 exons. Bases 32 to 574 code for a protein of 180 amino acids. NCBI's taxonomy places the organism in Eukaryota, Metazoa, Arthropoda, Insecta, Hemiptera, Cicadellidae. Gene Ontology annotation, biological process: peptidoglycan catabolic process.